GGCUCCAUCCAUAGCAAACAGAGCCACAGUGCUGGAAGCCACGUGGCUGGUCACAGGUUUGGAUCUCCAGGUGGGCUCAAAGAUGCACCGGGCCUGCACAUGUGUGCAUGGAGCCUGCAGAGCUGGGGGGGUACUGGCAAGAGGGGGAGUGGUGUACCGAGACCCUACCCGCUUUCUCUCCUGCGGGCACACAGCCUUCAUCAUGACUGAAACGAACAAACUUUUAAAAAUGAAUGAAUGAUAUCAGCUGCCUGGUGGAGCCGAGACUCAGGGGGCAAAGUUAAGUGAGGUAACAGGCUCAGAGGGCCUGGCUCAGGCCUGGCUGCAUGGGGACUGCCACAGUUAUAAUGUUACUGAGACUAUUUAAUCGUUACUACUGCUGCUCCGGUACUUUCUGGAUUAAUGCUUGUGCUACUUAUUUUACCGACAUAAUUUUGCAUUGCCUUUAUUGUUACUCAUUAGUUUCCAAUUAAGACUGCCUGGUGUUUACAGCUACAGGAGGCAGCUCAGUGGAUGGGUCAGGGGCACAAACCCUGGAGCCAGACUGCACAGCUCUGCCGGUCACCCCUGUGUGUCCUGGGGCAAGUCACAAAAACCUGUCUGUGCCCCAGCUUUCUCAUCUACAAAAUGGGAAUAAUAGCAGCGUCAGCUUCGCAGGGCUGUGAGGAACUAGAUGAGAAGGUGCCUAGAAUGGACUCAUAUUCGGUGCUUGAGCAGUCUCGCUGCCGCUGGUGAUACCCAGAAAGGGCAUUUGAUCUGGGCUUUGAAGGGCAGUUCCUGUGGAGCUUCCGGCUACCGGGCGAGGCCCAGAAGAUAGACCGGAUGAUGGAGACCUUCGCCACGCGGUACUGCCUCUGCAACCCCGGCGUCUUCCAGUCCUCAGACACCUGCUAUGUGCUGUCCUUCUCCGUCAUCAUGCUCAACACCAGCCUACACAACCCCAACGUCCGUGACAGGCCGCCUUUCGAGCGCUUCGUGUCCAUGAACCGCGGCAUCAACGCCGGCGCCGACCUGCCCGAGGAGCAGCUUCGGCACCUCUUCGACAGCAUCAAGAGUGAGCCCUUCUCCAUCCCCGAGGAUGACGGCAACGACCUCACCCACACCUUCUUCAACCCUGACCGGGAGGGCUGGCUGCUCAAGCUAGGGGGCCGCGUGAAGACCUGGAAACGGCGCUGGUUCAUCCUGACCGACAGCUGCCUCUACUACUUCGAAUUCACCACUGACAAGGAGCCCCGGGGAAUCAUACCCCUGGAGAACCUCUCGGUGCAGAAGGUGGACGACCCUAAGAAGCCAUUCUGCCUGGAGCUCUACAACCCCAGCUGCCGAGGCCAGAAGAUAAAGGCCUGCAAGACCGACGGCGAAGGCAAGGUGGUGGAGGGCAAGCACGAGUCCUACCGCAUCUCCGCCUCCAGCGCCGAGGAGCGCGACAGGUGGAUCGAGGCCAUCCGAGCCAGCAUCACCCGCGUCCCCUUCUACGACCUGGUCUCUGCUCGGAAAAAGAAGAUCGCCAGCAAGCAGUGAGCUCCUCACGGUGGUGCCGGCCGUGCCCUGCGGGCCUAGACACUUGCCUCCCGGCCCUGUGCAGCCCCCGCCUCAGACACCACCCUCCGUCAUUCCCUCCAGCCGAUGCAGAGGGAGAGGCAGGAUGGGAAGGUGGGGCCCCGGAGGGCUCAGAGCGGGCGGCGAGGCCCCGGCCCUGGCAUCCAGCUUCUGACCGCAGAGGCCCUGGGCCCUUCUCCGAGUCCACUACAGAAAGGGCGAGGGAGGCCACCAAAGAGACACCUGGCACCCAGCCCACACCCUUCACCACGCUGGACUUCAGCACCCGCAGCUCUGAAAGAGCUCUUCACACUCCGACCCAUGGCCAGCCCCGGAGAGGCAGGGCUGGGGGUCCCGGAGUGCCUCCUGCCCUCCCCACCCCUCCUGUCCUCAGACUGGCUUUACCCUGCCUGCCUACGCAGGCAUUAGCACACACCGCCCAGACCCACAGACACAACCCUGGGGAGCACUGGGAGCCCAGGCCCUGUGGUCUUGGGCCCAGCUCUGUCUCGGGCCUGCUGUGUGCCCUCCACCAAGUCACACCCCUCCUCUGGUUCUGGGAAGACCGCAGUGUCUGCACUAAAGAGUGUCGUGGCCCCUCUAGCUCCGAAUCCCAGCUCCCAGCCGAGGUGGGGCACUCGUUUACUGAGCAGGGCUGGCUCUGGCUGCAGCCUGACGGGGACAGGGGAGCAGAGUGGCCCUCAUGCACAAGGACGUCCUUUGAGGGAGAGGAGCAGGUAUGACUUCUUGAGGAAGUGACAGAGAUCAGCCCAGACAGACAGAGCUCAAAGAAGAUUGGCGCUACAGCCCAGGACCGAGUAGAGAGAGCUUUGUGGACUGUGCUUACCUGGAAGGCUGCCUGGAGGCAGCGGCUGAGUCAAGGAAUGACACCAGACUCAGGCUCAGAGAAGCAGAGUCUCUUCCACAGCCGCCCUAUGAGACCACAGGCCAGGCAGCCCCACAGUGGUGAGGGGCGGCCCAAAGGCCCCGACAGCCAUGACAUCAUUCUACAGUGGACUCCCAUGACACAGGCCAGCAGCUGUGGCCCCAGAAAGGCCAGCCUGGAGGAGGCUUUCACGGGCUUCUCGGGAGCACUUCCCACCCCUCACACAGACUCUGGGGAGCCCCUGGAGGGAAAUUCCUUGGCAGGGGAGCUAGAUAUGUGGUUACCUCUGCCCCAGUGCCAGCCUGAGUGGGCGAGCGGAGCAGGUGGAUUCCCGGAGAGGAACAGCAGCUCGCCACCUCCCACCUCCACAGGCGCACCUUGAGGGGGAAGGAGGGCUGAGAGCCCUGUCUCUGCAGCCAUGUGACACCUGGCGGUGACACUACACCACAGAAGGUCUGAGCUGGGGCUGCAGGAGGCUGAGCAGAGGAAAGCUCCGCAGACCCCAGUCAGCCUGUGAGCUGGGCCCCACUCUGCCACCCCAUCGGGCCUGUAAAAGGGCAGCCAUGGUCAUGGAAGGAGCCCUGGGCUGUGAGGUCCCCCCUGCUGAUCACAGGGCAUAUGCAGGCUGUGUGACCUCUGUCUGCUGCCCUCCCCUCUCUGGUCCUGAGCUUCCCCGCCUCGCCACAGGGGUGGAUCUAUCAUUUUCAGAGCACAACUGGCUGCCUUGGGAUCACUAGAAAGAGGAAAUAAAGCUUCUAAUCUGA
This is a messenger RNA of Tupaia belangeri chinensis (Chinese tree shrew), 3189 nucleotides long. It is a transcript of the gene CYTH4, whose product is annotated as cytohesin 4. Gene Ontology annotation, molecular function: guanyl-nucleotide exchange factor activity. The transcript has 8 exons. The record is from RefSeq and is a predicted model, not a curated record. Lineage: Eukaryota; Metazoa; Chordata; Mammalia; Scandentia; Tupaiidae. Bases 823 to 1521 code for a protein of 232 amino acids. Gene Ontology annotation, biological process: regulation of ARF protein signal transduction.